Molecule: messenger RNA, 1052 nt
Organism: Morus notabilis
Lineage: Eukaryota; Viridiplantae; Streptophyta; Magnoliopsida; Rosales; Moraceae
Product: photosystem II 22 kDa protein, chloroplastic
Exons: 4
Coding region: 112-954 (280 amino acids)
Source: RefSeq, a predicted model, not a curated record
AUUUUAAAUAUAGGGACACAUUUAUUAAGAGCCAGUUACUUCUUCUUCUCAUAUACUCAUAAAAAUAACAAAAGAAUUCCUUAGAAGAAGAGAAAAUUUUACACCCAAAAAAUGGCUCAAACCAUGUUACUUUCCUCUAGCUCUGUGUCCACUAGCCAUGCUUUGGAUUUGCAAAAGCACCCUUUGCUUCAUUUGCAAGUUCAAAGCCUCAAACCAAAGCCAUUUUCUCACCUUUUCUUUAGUCCACUCUCUUCAAGAAAUCCCUCUUUGGCUUCUUCAUCUUCUCGUGGAAUUUCAACUGUUUUUGCUCUCUUUAAGUCAAAAACCAAAGCCGCCCCUACUAAGAAGGUUGUGAAGGAAAAGCCAAAGGUUGAAGAUGGUAUUUUUGGAACCUCAGGAGGCAUUGGUUUUACAAAGCAGAAUGAGCUCUUUGUGGGGCGUGUUGCCAUGAUUGGAUUCGCGGCAGCCUUGUUGGGAGAAGCAAUUACAGGAAAAGGAAUUCUUUCACAGUUAAAUUUGGAAACAGGAAUUCCCAUCUAUGAAGCUGAACCACUUCUUCUGUUCUUCAUCCUCUUCACUCUGCUUGGAGCCAUCGGAGCAUUGGGUGACCGUGGUCGAUUCGUGGAUGAUCCGCCCACCGGAAUCGAAGGGGCUGUAAUUCCCCCCGGCAAAAGCUUGAGAUCUGCCUUGGGUCUUAAGGAAGGAGGUCCUCUCUUUGGAUUCACAAAGGCAAAUGAGCUGUUCGUUGGAAGAUUGGCUCAAUUGGGAUUUGCAUUCGCUCUCAUUGGAGAAAUCAUAACAGGAAAAGGAGCUCUGGCACAGUUGAACGUAGAGACCGGAGUUCCCAUUAACGAAAUCGAGCCCCUUGUGUUGUUAAACGUCCUUUUCUUCUUCAUCGCCGCCGUGAAUCCCGGAACCGGUAAAUUCAUCACGGAUGAAAAUGAAGAGGACUAAGAUGUGUAGAUUUUUCUUGUUGUGGAUCAAAAUUAAACAAACUUGUUUGUAGUCUCUUCACAAACUAAAUAGCAGUUCCUAAUUUCCUUGUCCUUUAA